Messenger RNA from Lacerta agilis (Sand lizard), 972 nucleotides. RefSeq names its product mas-related G-protein coupled receptor member H-like. Gene Ontology annotation, biological process: G protein-coupled receptor signaling pathway. Gene Ontology annotation, cellular component: membrane. The transcript has a single exon. NCBI's taxonomy places the organism in Eukaryota, Metazoa, Chordata, Lepidosauria, Squamata, Lacertidae. Bases 1 to 972 code for a protein of 323 amino acids. The record is from RefSeq and is a predicted model, not a curated record. Gene Ontology annotation, molecular function: G protein-coupled receptor activity.
AUGAUCAAUUACACCAUCGCAUCACUGCCACCUUGGAAUGCUGGAGAGGAAUAUUACGGAACGUACAACGGAACUGUUCUCUCUAACAAUAGCUACACUGAUAAUAAUUCAGGAUUGGCAUUAGGACAGUAUAUAUAUCUAUAUAUUAGCUUAUUAAUCAACAUUUUGGGACUUUGGUGGAAUGGGACUGUCAUCUGGCUGCUUGCCUUCUGCAUUAAGAGGACUCCUUUCACCACUUACAUCCUGAACCUCUCCAUAGCUGACUUUGGUUUAAUCAUAGUUAAUCAUAUUUGGAAUAUAUUGUCACUCUUAGGAAUACCUGUCCCCAACCCCCUUCUAUUUUCCAUUCUUUUUCUUAUCUUCCUAUUUUUGCACAGCACGGGUCAGUUUCUACUGACAGCCAUCAGCAUUGACAGGUGUGUGGCUGUCCUUUUCCCACUUUGGCAUCGAUGCCACCGACCACCAAAUACGUCCACCACUGUGUGUGCCUCAGCAUGGGUAUUUUGUUUCCUUUCCCCUGCAAUUCACCUCACGCUCGACCUGGCUAACUUAAAAGAUGGCGAUAUCCUUAACAUCCAGUUUGUUCUGAAUGGCUUCCUUUGCCUUCCACUCAUGACUAUCUCUGCUCUCAUCCUCUUCAUCAAAGUCUGCUUUAAAUCACAGCAGAGGAGGCAGGGUAAACUUAUAGCAGCCAUCUUGUUGGCUCUCCUCUUCUUCAUCAUUUGUUCUUUUCCACUCAAUGCCCUUUUCAUCACUGUUUUUGUUCUUCAUUCAGAACCUCCUUCUUUCUUACACUAUGCCUUCAUCCUUGCCUGUCUGAACAGCAGUGUUAACCCUUUGAUUUAUUUCCUGGUGGGAAGACAGAAGAGAGGCAGGUGUAUGCAGAACAUGAAAGCCAUACUCCAGAAUGUUUUCAAAGAGGAUGAAAACCCCAGUGAGGCAGUGGAGAUCUCUUUGGAAACUCAGUUAUGA